Molecule: messenger RNA, 822 nt
Organism: Arabidopsis lyrata subsp. lyrata
Lineage: Eukaryota; Viridiplantae; Streptophyta; Magnoliopsida; Brassicales; Brassicaceae
Exons: 5
Coding region: 107-586 (159 amino acids)
Source: RefSeq, a predicted model, not a curated record
AAAAGACAAAGCAGAGGAACCGAACUUUAAGCAAGCUUCCACCGAGAAAGGAUCCCUCCGACGACAAACCAGAGCACCUGCGACACCUUGAGACCAGAACGAGAAAAUGGGUUUCUUCUCUUUUCUUGGAAGAGUUCUCUUCGCUUCGUUAUUCAUCCUCUCCGCUUGGCAAAUGUUCAAUGACUUUGGAACUGACGGUGGUCCAGCAGCCAUAGAGUUAGCUCCAAAGCUUGAUCUGACCAAAGCACAUCUCUCUUCCAUAUUUGGAGUAGCAUUGCCCAACUUAGAGGUGAAACAAGUCGUGUGGACUAUUGUUGCUCUGAAAGGACUCGGAGGCUUACUCUUUGUUAUCGGCAACAUCUUCGGUGCCCAUCUUCUGGCUGUCUACUUGGUGGUUGUCAGUCCCAUUUUAUAUGAUUUCUACAACUACGGACCCGAGGACCGCCAAUUCUCUCUUCUAUUGACUGAAUUCUUACAGAGUGUUGCACUUCUCGGGGCUUUGCUAUUUUUUAUCGGAAUGAAGAAUUCGACAACGACCUCCAAGAGGAUUCUGAAGAAGAGGACUCCCAAGCCUAAAGCUGCUUAGAGUUCUUCUAAUUUCUUCCACACACAAAGUCAGGCUUUAGAAGAGCUUCUGAUGUCACCAAGCACUACCUUUAUUUUUCUUCCUCACGACUUUUGGUUCCUUAUCUAUUGUAGGAUUCUAGAAUUAGCCACAUUUUGUAUUUUAUCAAUUAGUUUUUAUUUAAUUUUGGGAUUUAAGAGUUUUCUUUUGUUGAAUCAUACAAUUCUUUUCAGUGAUUUUUUAAAUUGGGUCGAGAA